AUGAUUAAAGAAUGUAUUGUUGAAGCAGUGAGUAUGUUAGAUCCAAGAAAUGUCGACAAAUAUAAACAAUUACCUCUUUCGAGAAGAACUAUAACAGAUCGACAGCACGAAUUAGCGCAAAAUAUAACAGAGCAGCUUCAUACAAUUAUACGAAAUGAAGGUGUUUAUUUUUCAAUUGCGUUAGAUGAAAGCACUGAUAAAACAGAUUCAGCGCAAGUAUUAUAUUUUAUUCGUGCCGUAACUAAAGAUUUUCAAUGUUACGAAGAACUACUUGCGUUGGGUACACUAACUGGAAGAACUCGCGGAGCCGAUAUUUUUGAAAAUUUUAAAGAAGUAUGUGAUAAAUUACAAUUGAAUGUCAGUAAUUUAGUCAGUGUCUGCACCGAUGUAGCACCUUCCAUGAGAGGCAAAAAAGAAGGAUUCAUUGCAUUAUUGAAAAAAGAAAACUUAAACUUAAAAAAAUUGAUAUCAUUCCACUGCAUUUUGCACCAGCAAAAUCUUUGCGCGAAAUCAACUAUUUUGCAAGACACUCUGGAUAAAACCAUUGCAAUUGUCAAUUAUAUUUGCGUAAACGCAAUGCGUCAUCGUGAAUUUCGUCAAAUGCUCUUGUUAGAUGAGGAAACGUAUAGUGUUCCUAGGUCAUGUUUUGAUAAAAGUUUUGUCUUUACGACGACAAAUAUUAAACUUUUUUCAAGAACAAGGAAAGCUAUGUGA
Messenger RNA from Ctenocephalides felis (cat flea), 714 nucleotides. Its product is annotated as protein ZBED8-like. The record is from RefSeq and is a predicted model, not a curated record. Lineage: Eukaryota; Metazoa; Arthropoda; Insecta; Siphonaptera; Pulicidae. The transcript has a single exon. The coding region runs from base 1 to 714 and encodes 237 amino acids.